UAUCUGUGAGGUUAGACUAAGUACCUAUUUAAUCUUCUAUUAUGUUAAUCUUUGUACCACCUAUAUAAUUGUGUUAUUCCUUCAAAUAUAGUAGUAUUAUUCGAGCAUUCACUCGUUUCAUUUACCUGACUACGUCACACCCUUAUAUGGCGACCCUGCCUAUGGAAUCUUCCACCGCGCCGCGAAUUUGAGACGUUACUCGUGUAAUCGUUAAUAAGGACAAUGGAAAAGUACCAGUUCUAUCUUUGUUUCGGACUAAACGCUAGUGUACACGUGAAUAAAAAAUUUCACAAAAAUAAUGGGCUCCCCACAGUCUAAAGAAGAAACCCUGGUCAUCCAGAAUGCUGCGGCUGGCGAUAAUAAAGCAACUACAGAACAAAUUCGCUUUCAUAUGAGCACCACAAAUAUUAUCCUGUGUGUUAUCCUGUUAAUUAUACUGUGUGGCGUGCUGUUCUUCAUAUAUCGACUAUAUAGAAAAUGCCAUAGAAAAUGGAUUGUUAAGGAGAUAAAUCGGGCGACUAUAAGAAGAUCACUUUUCCGGCGACAGUUGGAAGACCUUAACCCACCCCAAAAAAUCUAUUCAAAAGAAAUGGUGUAAAAAAUAAAUAAAAAUAAAAGUGCAUAAAUAUAUUUCAAAAGUGAAAAUUUAUUAUAUAAAAAUAAAUAUUAAAAAAAAAAAAAAAAAAGUGAAAAUAAUAAAAUACAAUAAUCUACUUAAAAAAAAAAAAAAAAAAAGUAUCUUAAAUAUAUAAUCAAAUAUCCUAAUAAUAAUUUUAUGUACGAGAUAUAGGUCACCGGUAAGGAAUGCAGCGACUUUCCAUAUACGGACGGACGGAUGAUGCACUGUGACUGAACUUUGGACUUGAUAGUGUUAAUUGUAAUCGCGAUUAUAUUUUAAAGUCUAUUUUUAUUUAUUUUUUAAUGUGUUAUGUUCUUUAUGUGCACAGGUACAAGAAUAUUUUACUCUACGUUAUGGUGGUAAGUGACUAAUGGAAACUAUUAUAUCAUUGUAUGAGGAAUUAAAGAAAAUUAGAGUAUAUUUAAUUAAAUUAGGAGCCAGUCGAAGAACGGAAAAAGUGUUAGUAAACAAAUUAAAUGAGAUUAAUGCAAUCUAUGAGAAAUAUGAGACGUGGCUGAUAGGUUUUGAAGAAAAACUUAAGAGAAAAUAUUAUAGUUCGGAUGAUAUUAUAUUAAUCAAAAAUUAUUGUAGUCGAUUUUUAGAGUUACAUGAAAAUAUUUUAGUGUUGUGUAAUAGUGAUAAGCCGAAGUCAUCGUUCAACAUGAAUUCUUUUGAUUUAAAAACGGCGUUAAAUCUUUUACCUAUUAUGACAAAUGAGGAGUCGAAUACAAAACAGUUGAUUGAUAACAUUGAAUAUUAUAAUACUUUAUUGAAAGAAGAUACAUGUAAACAAAAUUUAAUUAAUUUCGUAUUAAAAAGUAGGCUUUCUCCUGAAGCUAAGUUAAAAUUAAAAUCAAAAUAUGAAUCAGUUAAUGAGUUAAUUAUUGAUAUGAGAAAUGUAUUAUUGUGUAAGAAAGCUGCAACGGCAAUACAAAAUAAAUUACAAAAAAUUAGACAAAAUGACUUGUCAAUUGCUGACUAUGGUAAAGAAAUAACGGAACUAUUUGUUGAUUUAACGAUAACGCAAGCUGACGGGAAUGAUCAAUGCUAUAAAAUAUUAAAACCUAUUAAUGAAAAAAUGGCUGUUAAGCAAUUUGCUGACGGCUUGCGUAAUCGUCGACUUAGUACGAUUAUUUCAGCCAGGAAUUAUAGUUCACUUAAAGAUGCUGUACAGGCAGCCCAAGAUGAAGAAGUAUCAAUUCCUUCAACAUCUGGAGAAAUCAUGGGUAUGUACAAGAAACCAUACCAUAAUAAAUAUUUCAACAAUGGUUCAAAUUAUUAUAGAAGCUGGCGUGGAGGACGUUGCCGCUAUCCUGUACAUAGAGGAAGAGCUCGAGGACAGCAAGCAGCUCAUCUAGCUUCUCGAGGACAAGGGUCACGAGGUCAGUACACGCGAGGAAGUAGCGGAGGUCCACAGCAGAGAGGUAAAUUUUUUAAUUCAACUAGAGGAAAUCAAGGGAUGCGUAAUAAUCGUAAUAUUCAUUUAAUGCAUGAUAAUGAUAAUAAUAAUUUCGAAAAAUUUGAAGAGUCAGAACUUUCUUUGAAUCAGUUUUUUCGUGAGGAAUAGUGAAAAAUUUAUUUUAGCCAGUGAUAGUAAUUGUUAUAUUUCUUUACUUUCAUCAUCAUGUAAUAAUUAUAACAAAAAAUAUUUUUUAGUAGAUUCUGGAGCAUCAAUAUCGGCAUGUACGUAUAAACAUGCUAUAGAAUGUAACAUUCCAAUCCAUAAGGAGAAUGUAACAGUCAACGGUUUAGGUGGAAGUGUACAAGCAAUAGGAUACUUAUUUUUACCAUUAACUUUUAAUAAUGAAACAUUCAAUCAUAAGUUUUUUGUUUUUCAAAAUUUACCAAUUAAAGGAAGUGGAAUUUUAGGCCGUGAUUUUUUAAAUAGAUGCAAAGCUCAAUUAGACUUCAGUAAAAAUACUUUGACAUUAUUUAUUAAUUCGAAAAUUACUUUACCUUUAAUAAAUACAUGUAAUGUUAUUUUUGAGAUCCCAGCUAGAAGCGAGUCAAUACAUUUUAUACAUACGGACAUUAAUGAAGAUUGUGUCAUAUUAUCUCAAGAAAUAAAACAUGGUAUAUUUUUAGCAAGUUCCAUAUGUUCACCAAAAGAUGGAUUGAUUCCUGUUAGAAUACUUAAUGUUACUGAAAAUGAUGUUCAACUCACAGAAAUAAAUCCAAAAAUUGAUAAAGUUAGUAACUAUAAUAUUUGUGAAUUUGAAAAGUCAACGACCGAUUCAAAUAGAGUGAAAAAACUUUUCUCAUUAAUGAAAUUGCAACAUUUAAAUAUUGAGGAACAAAAAACUAUUGAGAACAUUUGCGCUAAAUAUUCAGAUAUAUUUUACCUCCCUGGUGAUAAAUUAAGUACUACUGAUGUAUACACACAUACUAUUUCUGUCAAACCUAAUACAAAUCCAAUCUUUUCAAAACAAUAUCGUUUGCCAUACUCUCAAAAGGACGAAAUUAAACGCCAAAUUGAUAAAAUGUUAGAGGAAGGGAUAAUUGAACCUAGCAAGAGCGAUUGGUCUAGUCCAAUACUGUUAGUACCUAAAAAAUCAGAUUCAACAGGAGACAAAAAAUGGAGGCUUGUCGUAGAUUAUAGGAAAUUGAAUAAUCAGAUUGAAGACGAUAAAUUCCCACUACCAGAUAUUACUGAAAUUCUGGACUCGUUGUCAGGUAGCAUUUAUUUCACACAUUUAGACUUGCAUCAAGGAUACUAUAAUGUUAAUUUAGAUGAAAACAGUAGAAAAUUUACAGCUUUCCAUUCAGGACAGUAUCAGAUGACACGUAUGCCAAUGGGACUUAAAACUAGCCCAAGUUCAUUUUCCAGAAUGAUUACAUUGGCAAUGGCUGGUCUAAAUUAUGAAAAAUGUCUAAUUUAUUUAGAUGACUUAAUUGUUUUUGGCCGUAAUUUAACAAUUCAUAAUAAAAAUUUACAAGAUGUUUUUGAAAGAUUACGUCAGGUCAAUUUAAAAUUGAACCCAGUAAAAUGCGAUUUUCUUAAAAAAGAAAUUUUGUAUUUAGGUCAUGUGAUUUCUAAU
Plodia interpunctella (Indianmeal moth) is the source of this 3657-nucleotide messenger RNA. RefSeq lists its product as uncharacterized. The transcript has a single exon. Bases 990 to 2186 code for a protein of 398 amino acids. NCBI's taxonomy places the organism in Eukaryota, Metazoa, Arthropoda, Insecta, Lepidoptera, Pyralidae. The record is from RefSeq and is a predicted model, not a curated record.